CAUGCCUCCCUCUGUUUCCCAAGCAGAUUCAGUUUGCAGACCAGAAACAGGAGUUCAACAAACGGCCCUCGAAGAUCGGCCGCCGCUCGCUGUCCCGCUCCAUCUCCCAGUCCUCCACAGACAGCUACAGCUCAGCAGCGUCAUACACAGACAGCUCUGACGAUGAGACGUCUCCCCGAGACAAGCAACAGAAGAACACAAAGGGCAACGGAGACUUCUGCAUCAAAAACAUCAAACAGUCCGACUUUGGACGCCGAGAAAUUGAAAUUGCAGAACAAGAGAUGCCGGCCCUGAUGGCUCUGAGGAAGCGAGCACAAGGGGAGAAACCCCUCGCUGGUGCCAAGGUGGUGGGCUGCACCCACAUCACCGCCCAGACUGCUGUGCUGAUGGAGACUCUGUCAGCUUUGGGGGCUCAGUGCAGAUGGGCAGCCUGUAACAUCUACUCCACCCAGAAUGAGGUGGCGGCUGCUUUGGCAGAGGGAGGUUUCAGUGUGUUUGCUUGGAAGGGUGAGUCAGAGGAUGACUUCUGGUGGUGCAUUGAUCGCUGCGUCAACGUGGAGGGCUGGCAGCCCAACAUGAUUCUGGAUGAUGGUGGAGACCUGACUCACUGGAUCUAUAAGAAAUACCCCAACAUGUUUAAGAAGAUCAAAGGCAUAGUGGAGGAGAGCGUCACUGGUGUGCACAGGUUGUACCAGCUUUCCAAAGCAGGGAAGCUUUGUGUUCCAGCUAUGAAUGUCAACGACUCGGUGACAAAGCAGAAGUUUGACAACCUUUACUGCUGCAGGGAGUCCAUAUUAGACGGACUGAAAAGGACAACUGAUGUUAUGUUUGGAGGCAAGCAGGUGGUGGUGUGUGGAUACGGAGAGGUGGGGAAGGGCUGCUCUGCUGCCCUCAAAGCGAUGGGGUCCAUCGUCUACGUCACGGAGAUCGACCCCAUCUGCGCCCUUCAGGCCUGCAUGGACGGCUUCAGGCUGGUGAAGUUGAAUGAAGUCAUCAGACAAGUGGACAUCGUCAUCACCUGCACAGGCAAUAAGAACGUGGUGAUGAGAGAGAACCUGGACCGCAUGAAGAACGGCUGCAUUGUCUGCAACAUGGGUCACUCCAAUACUGAGAUCGAUGUGGCGAGUCUGCGGACUCCUGAACUGACCUGGGAGAGAGUACGCUCCCAGGUGGACCAUGUCAUCUGGCCAGACGGCAAGAGAAUAGUCCUGCUGGCAGAGGGUCGUCUGCUGAACCUCAGCUGUUCCACUGUGCCCACUUUUGUGCUAUCCAUCACAGCCACUACCCAGGCGCUGGCUCUGAUAGAGCUGUACAAUGCCCCAGAGGGGCGCUACAAACAGGACGUUUACCUGCUGCCCAAGAAGAUGGAUGAGUACGUGGCCAGUCUACAUCUACCUACAUUUGACGCACAUCUUACAGAACUGAGUGACGAGCAAGCAAAGUAUCUGGGUUUGAACAAGAACGGGCCCUUCAAGCCAAACUACUACAGGUACUAAACCAGUGUUGAGGAUGGACCGAAGAAAAUCCAGAACUCACGAACCACACAAACCCACACAGGGAGAAGGAGGGAUAGAGGACAGAGGAAAGGAAAGGAGGACAGAAUAGCCAACACUUCUGAUUAAUAUACGAGGAGGAGGGGCAGAGGGGCGUGGCAAUCCCAACCCUUUUGCCAGUUGCUUUAUUUAUUCACCCUCGUCAACAAUAACCAUAUCGUUAGCUGUAACCUUGGAGCCGCUCCAGGCACCUGACACUCGCUCGCUCCCUGCUGAGCGACAUCUUCCUCUGGAAGACGUUUCACUUCCACUCGUCACAUCGACAACGUUACUCUCUCAUUCUACACUCAUUUGUGUGUUGAGUUCUUUGUCCACCCUCCAUCCUUUUUCCCCCCCCUUCACCAGAUCUUUUAUUAGCUACAAAAGGCGUUAAAAUUAUAUAUACUUUAUAAAAAAACAAACAAACUCGAUUAAAAAAAGUAAGUGUGAAUGAAGACUCAUUGAAGAUGGAGUGAUGAUGGACACUUUUCCAGUCCUUUUUUAUUGUCUUUUUCUACUUGUUUUCUCUCUCUCUCUCUCUCUCUCUCUCUCUCUCUCUCUCUCUCUCUCUCUCUCUCUAUAUCAAUUUGCAAAGGUGGGGUUAGACCUAGUGGGAGGGGUUAGAUGGGGUGACAGGGUCCAGUCAAAUGUCAUUUUUAAAAAAAGACAUUUUUAAAGCAUACUCUGUUUAGACUGUAGUUUUAUCUUCUUUUUUUUUUAUUUAAAGAAUGACUGCACAGUGAUAGGUUCGUUCCAAAUGUCACUCAAAUCCACCGCAAAAGCAUCUCAUUGGCGGUUCAGUUUCUUUUUGUUAAGAGCCGCUCACAUUGCCAGUGUUGUCAUGAAGUAUUUCAAGCUACAAAGCAUCGUUACAUAUGGACACCCCCCCCCCCCCCCAUCCAUAUGCUAUACUGUGUUACCAACAUGGCAGAUUGUCAAAUAAUUAGGAUAUACUGUAUAUUUAAAUAUAAUAUAGAAAAUAAGACUUUUCUAUCUUUUUUUCUUUUUUGUCAUCUAACGUCAUUAUUGUUGGAGGAAGAAAGCGAUGCAUCAUGAAGUAAGCGUUGCAAAGAGAAGUGUAAUAAUAAAUGUUCCCUCUUUUAAAAGCUGUGAAGGAAUAUUUUAGGGAUACCAAAUCUGCCGGUCCGGUACUCGAGUAGAUCUCUUCAAUCAGGUCCUCAGUAUAUGGUGCUGAUUAGAGUUACUGUACUUGCCAUACACGCUGGAAUGCUCUGGUACUCAUGCUUCGGCUACUCUUACACCUGACAGGGUUCAGCUCCACACAUUGCAAAAAAUUCAAAAUCUCACCGAGCGUAUUUGUCUAAAAAUAUCUAAUUAUAUUUAACAGAAGGAAAAAUAUCACUUAAAGUAAAAUUUCAACAAGCCGUGUCUGUGAAAGUCAUGUUUGAUGUAAUGCUUCCUAAUGCUAGCAAGAUGAGUUGUCGUAACUAAUUUCAAGAAAUCUUGUGUGAAUUUUCACUUGUUCCAUUAGGCCCCAUUUAAAAAAAAUAAAAAAAUAAAAAAAAAAUAAAAAAAAUUAUCCCUGACAUCAGAAAAAAAGUGGUGAGGGAGGGCAUAUUUUUUAUUUAUUUUUCUUAGAAACAGGAAUAUACGUCAUUUCAAACCUGAAAAACAACACGUACAACACCUGCAUACCAAGUAAGGAACUGAAAAUAUCAUUUUUAAUGUAAAUCUUGUUUCCAUGUUGAAUACAGUCAGUGUAUUGCACGCUAGGAGUGUCAUAAAAAUGCGUACUGUGUGUGAGUGACACAGAGCACCUGACUGUGGUUGUCAGUGAUCAUCUUUGGCCAAAGCACACUUGCCACCUAGCGGACAUGCCAGUUCUUGCACCAGCUGUACUGCCGUCAAUGAAAUUUGCCAAAAUAAUUUUUUUUUUAAUUUUAUUUUAUUUUGAUGCGGUCUGCUUUUGGCAUGCGGGUAGAGAUGAUAAACUAAUGUUUUUAUGGGGUGUUAGCAGACUUGUUUUCAUGUUUAAAAAAACAAAUACCUGCCAAUGGAACAAGUAAAUAUUCUUGAAAAAUUUCUUGAAAUGAGUUGCAAAAACUCAAUUAGUGAUAUAUGUUACCAUUGUGUUAAAACUGUUACAUCGUUAACAAAUACAGAAGCUUAAAAAUUUUAUGGUGAGUCAAAAAAAAACUUGUUUAAUCUCAGCUGUGACUCAAAACGAUGUUUCUAAGACUCUUAUAUUUUAAGAUGGAUUAUUGAAAUGCAGGUUCAUUUAGUCUUAUAUUAAGUAUAAUUAGAUUUUUAUUUUAUUUUUAUCUUGAAAUCAGACAAAUAGACUUGGUGAAAGUUUGCGUUUAGAACCAAGUUCUCCCAAGCAGGCACACCACUCGGGAAAAGUACAUUUGGCACAACUCCUGGUGGACUUGGUGAACACUCCAUCCUCAAAGCUUGCAGUAAUUCUUUCUGUGUUUGCCGUGAAAAUUGAACACUGAGGUGCUUAGAGCUGACAUUGAGUCGAAUGCAAGGUGGCCAGCAGUCCAGUCGAGCAUCUUAAAAUUUUGAACGUUUUUCCGAGUCAUGCUGAUCUGUGCUGAACAGCACGCCAACAUACACGGGACAUACACAAGCUGUGCUGAGGUGCUGCUCUGAGAAACUCUUGGCCAAACUCGGCUAUAUGUACAAGCUGUUUGAAUGGCUAAAUGUGUUAGGCUUCAUAAUUUAGCGGAAAUCAUAGACUCAUCCAUUCAGUACGCUUAUCAUUUUGGGAAAUUGUCACCCUUUAAAAAUCUUCUGACUCAACUUGCUGUUCCUGAUGUGUUUUUUUUGUUUUGUUUUUUUUUCCUUCUUUCUUAUACCUCUCCAUCUGAGACUGCGGUAUAAAAACUUGUAUCCUCAGUGCCACACCUGCACCAAUCAGAGUCUCCACACACCUGCUGGGAGCCGCCGGCAGCUCGGCACUCACAGAAGGAGAUCAAAUUCUCCACCAAAAUAAGCAGCUCAUUAUGAGCACGUUACACACAGAAGAUUAAUUUGACUUUUUUCGGGGGGGAAUCAACUCAGACAUCAUGGGACAUAACAGCGAUACCAUCCCUGUAUGUAAUGUUAAACACCAACGGAAGCCUUUAAAUUUAACUUUGGACAAAUCAUAAGAAUUUGAAGUUGUGUAGAAACCACCUUGAUGAACCUGUUGUGCGUCCACAUGCCACCAUGUAACGAUAGCGGCCUGUGCUGUGUUGCAAUGUCACUUGUGUUUGUGCACAUCCGUGUCUGAUCCGUCCAUCUCCGUCUCCUCAUGCUAUUGAAAAUCCUCCCUUAAAGUAGGGCGGCCCGCUACUUCUUAGAACUGUCGCCUUAGUUUUUCCCUUUUGUGUUUGUGUGUGUGAGAAUGUGUCUUACGUGUAUAACUUCUACAGCAGUGAUAAACGUUUCCCAGGAUUUACAGAUGUUGAGCGUAUGGCUAUGUAUGUACUGGAUAUUCUUAUGAUGAUAUGAUGUUUUAUUACUGAUGGGU
Molecule: messenger RNA, 5010 nt
Organism: Thalassophryne amazonica
Lineage: Eukaryota; Metazoa; Chordata; Actinopteri; Batrachoidiformes; Batrachoididae
Product: putative adenosylhomocysteinase 3
Exons: 16
Coding region: 282-1496 (404 amino acids)
Biological process (GO): L-methionine cycle
Cellular component (GO): cytosol
Source: RefSeq, a predicted model, not a curated record